UCCCCCUCCCCACCUGUUUGAAAAUGGAGAGACCUCCUAAUUCUCUAGCCGAUAGUUGCUCCAAAUUGAAAAUUUUCAAAAUAGCAGUUAAAUUUUUGAUGUUAGCAACUAUCAUGACAGCUUUUAUUGUAAUUUUCUUCAAAAUGCCAGGAAAAGUGUUCUGUUCACACGAUUACACGUAUUUUAAAACCUUUCAAUUGUUAAUCUCUGACGUAGUUUUCAAGACUAUUUUAUUUGAAGCAAUGGAUGAAGUUUUGUCUAAUAGUCUUUUGGACGAGUUUUUGGAUGUAAGUUUUUAUAUUUUUUACUAGAAAUUAUCCGAUUAAUUAUAGUUUUAUCUAAGAGUACAUCGGUUAUACUGCUAGUCCCGCUAAUUUUAUUGAUCGAAAAACGUGUCUCAUGGACAAAACUCUCCUCACUCCUUAAUUUCGUACCCCACUCUAUCCCAUUGAACAUUUCUAAAAUGGCAUUGAAACCUUUGUUAGUAGUAAUGACUAUAAUAAUAGCUGUCACAUUUUAUAUAAAAUCUUUACUCAAACUUUGCGGUCUAUUUAAUAUUUCAGCCAAUUAUUUUUUCCUGCAAAAAACCACUAUCGAUAUUGUUGCCUUAACGCAUUCUAUCGUAUUGGUGCUUGAAAUUUUUUCAAAUAUUAUUUUGGAUGAGUAUUCAGAUGUAAGUAACUAUAACUUAUUUUUAAAAAUUCAGUAGGCAAUUAUUGAUCGAUCUGACAGGAAUUCCCUUUUCCCGACGCGGGAAGAGCACUAGGUCAAGUAACAUCUGCUCUUAUUCUCCUAUGAUUCUGUCCUUCACUCUUUCACUAGUCUGAAAAUGGAUUGUCUUCGUUUUCUAGCCGCCUGUUGCACAAAAUUAAGAUUUUUCAAAGUGACAUUGAAAUUCUUGUUAGCAAUCUUCACAUGUGGAUUUGUUGCUCUUUUUUACCGAAAAAAAGUUUUCUUCCCUGUUUUUUCUUCGACCAAAUUAUCAUGAGACUUGUGCUCCAUCACUUUAUAGAAGUUUUUCUAAAUGAUUGUCUGGAUGAGUAUUUAGAUAUACUAUUCCGGACACUAUGCCAUCUGCAACACAAACUUUGGGUGAAAAUAUUCCGUCUUUACAAGAAACCAUUCAAUUUGCACAACCUACCAUAUCCGGCAUAUCGCAAAAUAGUUCUACAAAUGGAUAUUUGUGACAUGUUACAGCUGUCUAGAACUUCCUCCAACACCUGUCUGAAAACGAAAAAAGUGAAUCGGAAGAUUUAUAAGCUGAUGAUUUCGGACCCGAAACUUCAUGACAAUAAUCUUAUCACUGAAGAUCCCUUACGUCAAGUUUAUGUUAUCGAAUCAAAAGCUGACUUGGACUUCAUAUACAGCUCGAUAAAAAGGGUGUAUGGAAAGAACGAAGGGAUGUUUUCAUCUGCAAAUUUUAACUAUUGGAUUCGAACGUUUUGUGAACAUCAAAAAGAGCAAGAAAAGUUCCGCAGCAUUCCCUACGCCAAUUCUGAAGAGCUUCAUCAUUUGUUGAACUUUAUCAAUCAAUCGGUCAUAGUGGAUGAGCUGGAUUUAUUGAUUCACCACAACUCUCUAUUUGGAGAUUAUAAGUCAAUUUUGAGUCAUCAAAUGUUGGAUAACUGUCAUGAUGUGGAGAUUUUCGGACCUGAUUUUUCCCUCCGUAAUGAUGAAGUGAAUAUCUUGUUGGAUAGAAUCAAUUUAAGCGGAAAACUAUCGAUUGAAUGCAUGUUCAGUUCAAGUUUCAAUAAGGAAAUCCUAUUCAACAUUCCCCAAUUAGAAAUCUGGAAUGCUUUGAGCUUCACCCUCCAAGACGUGAUGAACAUGAACUGUGAAGUGAUAAUUCUGCAACAUCAUAUCCUCAAGUCAUUGGAUAUCAAUCGUUUGAUUCAUUAUUGGUUAGCCGGGAAGAUGCCGAAUUUGAGAAGAAUCCGAGUCAACGCCAAUCCUGAUGCAAAAAUGUUAAGGGGAAUUGUGAAUUAUGCUUGGCACCCAAGAAGACGUCCACAAGUUUUUAGAGACGGACUCGAACAACUGGAUUGUGAAAAUGGAAUGGAUAUUGUGAGAAGUGACGGACGAAUUGCAACUUUAUUGGACCAUAAUUCAUUUGUCGAUUUUCUUGUUUGGCCUCACUCUUCUUUGUAGAAUAAGUUAGCUCACUACAGGAUAAAGACUUUGACACGACCUCA
Messenger RNA from Caenorhabditis elegans, 2192 nucleotides. RefSeq names its product F-box domain-containing protein (gene T02G6.5). Lineage: Eukaryota; Metazoa; Nematoda; Chromadorea; Rhabditida; Rhabditidae. The coding region runs from base 985 to 2148 and encodes 387 amino acids. The transcript has 7 exons. The record is from RefSeq and is marked reviewed.